AUGUACGGAAUAUUAUUCGAUCUUGAUGGUACAUUAGUAGAUUCAGAUCCAAUACAUUUUGAAGCAUGGCAAAAAAUUCUUGCAGAAAUAAAUGUCAAUGAAGCUUUAAUUGAUCGAGAAUUUUUUGAUAAACAUAUAUCUGGUCGAUUAAAUGCAGAUAUAACUCGUGAAUUUUUUCCAGAAUUAUCCGAAGAAGAACAAGAAAAAAUGGCUACUAAGAAAGAAUUAUUAUUCCGUCAAUUAGCCAAAGAGAAACUUCAACCAACAAGAGGUCUUGAUAAAAUACUUAAAUAUAUCGAACAAAAUCGAUCAAAAUUAAAAAUCGGUCUAGCAACAAAUGCUCCUCGUUUAAUUGUUGAUUUUGAAUUAGGUGUAGUAAAUCUUGAUGAAAAAAAAUUCUUUGAUGCUGCUCUUAUUGCUGAAGAAUUCGGUAUUGGUAAACCAAAACCAGAUAUUUAUUUAGAAUUAGCACGACGUUUAAAUGUUGAUAAAAAUUCAUGUAUUAUCUUUGAAGAUUCCAUCUCAGGUGUUCAAGCUGGUGUUGCUGCUAAUAUAAAAACUAUUGGUGUAUUAACAUCCGCAAAAAAAGAAACAUUAGAAAAACUUGGAACAUGGAGAACAGUAAAAGAUUUUCAAGAAAUUGAUCUUGAUGAAAUUUGGAAUGCAAUUGAGAAUUGA
This is a messenger RNA of Adineta steineri, 678 nucleotides long. The record is from the annotation of a GenBank genome assembly. NCBI's taxonomy places the organism in Eukaryota, Metazoa, Rotifera, Eurotatoria, Adinetida, Adinetidae.